Molecule: messenger RNA, 783 nt
Organism: Aspergillus tubingensis
Lineage: Eukaryota; Fungi; Ascomycota; Eurotiomycetes; Eurotiales; Aspergillaceae
Gene: prs3
Product: proteasome core particle subunit beta 6
Exons: 2
Coding region: 1-783 (260 amino acids)
Cellular component (GO): proteasome core complex
Source: RefSeq, a predicted model, not a curated record
AUGACGACUCUUGCCGGCAACCCUCUUAGCGAGGCCAUCGGAUACUCCUUCUCCAAUGCGAACAGUGCUCCCCACCGAGAGCACUCUUUCUAUCCUUAUACGGAUAACGGCGGCUCUACCUUAGGCAUUACUGGCUCCGAUUUCGCGAUCCUGGCUGGAGAUACUCGAUCCGUUGCAGGAUACAACAUUAACUCUCGUUAUGUUCCCAAGGUGUUCAAAAUUGGCGGUGAUGACGAGUCUGGCGAAGGUGCCAACAUCGUCUUGUCAGUCGUGGGCUUCGCAGCAGAUGGCCAGGCCCUCAAAGAGCGACUAGAUGCAGUGGUGAAGAUGUACAAAUACCAACACGGAAAGCCCAUGUCCGUGAGAGCCUGUGCCCAACGCUUGUCAACAAUUCUUUACCAGAAACGGUUCUUUCCCUACUAUGUGCAUGCUAUUUUAGCGGGCUUGGACGAGGAUGGUAAGGGUGCCUUGUACAGCUACGAUCCGGUUGGCUCGUACGAGAGAGAGCAAUGCAGGGCUGCAGGGUCUGCAGCAAGUCUGAUCAUGCCGUUCCUGGACAACCAGGUCAACUUCAAAAACCAAUAUAUUCCGGGUAGCGGGGAAGGGCAUGCCCUUGAGCCCAAGAAAGCGGAACCGCUACCAAGAGAUACUGUUGAGCAGCUGGUGCGAGAUGCAUUCACUAGCGCCGUCGAAAGACAUAUUGAGGUCGGAGAUGGCUUGCAGAUGAUGGUUAUUACCAGGAGUGGAGUGGAGGAGAUUUAUUAUCCGUUGAAGAAGGAUUAG